Messenger RNA from Ciona intestinalis (vase tunicate), 2907 nucleotides. The record is from RefSeq and is a predicted model, not a curated record. NCBI's taxonomy places the organism in Eukaryota, Metazoa, Chordata, Ascidiacea, Phlebobranchia, Cionidae.
AGAUUGUAUAUAUAGAGAUUUUGAACAAAACUUGGAUUAAAACCUGUACAUUGAAUAUAUUUAUAAAAAGAAAGAAACAAAGGCAAAAUGGCGUGGCACAUUGUAGAAAAGCUGUUGGAACAAGUGGCUGAACACUCGACGCUUGUUGGAAAGUUUUGGGUGACUUUCUUCUUCGUGCUUCGAUUCUUGAUGGUGGUUUCAAUCGCUGAUACCGUGUUUGGUGACGAGCAGGGGUCCUUCGUGUGCAAUACACUGACGCCUGGUUGUGCGAAUAUUUGUUUCAAUGAUUUUAGUCCAAUUUCCCUUAUCAGGCUAUGGGCUUUACAGAUCCUCAGCGUGUCUCUUCCCACAAUAAUCUUCAUGGUUUAUACGGCCCAUAAGAUGACAAAGAUCAGCCAGGCUAAGAAACUUCGGCAAGAUGAAAUGGACAAGAAAAAGAAAAUGAGAGAAGAAGCGAAGAAGUUAAAGGAAGAAGCGAGGAAGAAGGCAAUGGCGGACAGAAGAAGAAGAUUGGAAGAAUCUGGUCCUCCAGAUUACAACGCGCUUGAAAAUGAUGCAUUCGUUACAGAUGUCAAAAAGAACGAAAAGAAAGAAAAAGAACCUGAAAAAGAUAAAGACGAUGACAAAGUCGUCGCAACUAAACUUGACUCCGAUACUCCGUCACGACUCAUGCUUGCCUACGUGGUUCAGGUCGUGUGCAGACUUGCUGUUGAGAUCGGCUUCAUGGUUCUGCAGUUCAAUAUAUAUGUAUUUAAGUUCUGGGUUCCAGAGUUAUUUAAGUGUGCAAGAUGGCCAUGCCCUAACGUUGUUGACUGCUUUGUGUCAAGGCCAAAAGAGAAGACGAUUAUGUUGUGGGUCAUGUUUGCUACCGGGCUUAUAAUGAUCGUGCUCAACCUGAUUGAGUUAUACCAUCUCGGUGCAAGGAAGAUUCUAGAAGCAUGGAAGCAAAGGGGGCAAGAUAUUACAAAGGAAUACAGAGUAUCCAGCAACAUGCCGCACUUUGGCACCCAUGGUGGGCACGGUGGUGGGGGGCGUUAUCCCAGGGGUUACCCGCAAGCCGUUGGUAUAAGGGUCGGAUAUGCAAGAAGCAGCAUGUCUGGUGAAGGAGGGAACGACUACGAUGGGGACAGGUUCAUAUAAGAUGGACAUGUAUAUAUACUGAUAUUGUAUAGGUUGGGGUAAGACGGUCCGUGUUUUUAUCGUCCUAUUUGGUAUUAAACAAAUAUUAAUUACAGAGUUAGAUAACCGUACCCUCACAACUCUAAAAGAGUUGAUAAUUUUUAAAAACAUGGUUAGAAAAAUUUUGCGCUAACGGUGUCCAUCCUUACCCCACAGUACUAUACAGAACAUCCGUUACAAACGGCUCUUCUAUCCUUAAGUUCAGGCGAUAAACAAGUUGGUAAUAAGUGCGCACAUGUACACUGUAUAUAUAUAUAUAUGAAUUAUUUUGGCCAUUGCUUACAUACGAACAACCGCUUUAAACGAACAAAUAUUUAAGUAACAAAUUCUACACAAAUCCUACGAACAAAGUAUUAUAACCAGGGUUGGAUUUUAGCUUGAAACCUUUUUUUUCGAAAGCUCGUAAUUAUUUUAAGUUUAACCCCCCAAAAAAAAAGGGAAUUUUUUUUUAAAGCGAGAUUGUAUAAAUUUAAUUACAAUAAGCUCUGGUCCUAAUAUCUAACCAUGGUUAUACAAAUACUCGUACACGAUCCUUUUUUUUAUUUUCUAAAAAACGAACAAAUUGGAAAAUAUUUAGCAACAAUAAUAUUAAAUAACGAAUUUUGUUACUUCUUCGGGUGUUGGUAAUGACAUUAUGUAUAAGUAGGGUGGGGGAAAAAUGGGACACAUUUUCCUUCUAUUUUCUCGUCCCAUUUGGUAGUAAACAAAGAACACUCAAAGAAUAUAAAACUAUAUCCUCACGACUCCCAUAGAUCGUUGUUAAUUGUUUAAACACGAUCAGGAUGUUUGGAUAUUAUGUGCUAAAUGUGUCCCGUCUUCCCCAUCCUACCUUGUAUCCAUUAUAUUACAACACGCCUAAAAUUUUACCAUAACUCGCAACGUUUAUUUUAAUCUAACGGUUUUACAAAAAAAAAAACUAAAAUUAUUUAAAGGGGUCUAUUUGUAAAUAUACUUUUAUAUAGGCCUGGUAUUCGCUAUUAUAGAAUACUAACUAUCUAUUCAGUCUUGAAACUGAUAUUUAAAUGAGCAUUCGAACAAAAUACCAUUUGUAUAUUAAAAUAACUCGCCUUUUUAUACAUGUUUUGGCUUAUAGGGUAAAUGGUCUUUUACUCAUAGAACAAUUUAUGUGAAUGCCUUAUAACAUCUGAAUACAUAUGACGCUGUGUGGAAUUUUAAUCUGUAUUGCGAAGUUGUGUAAUUAUGUUAAAUUACAUCCGCAUAUUAAAUUUGUUUUUAGCGGCAAAAUAUCAGUGCUUAUGUUUUGAACCUCAACGUUCGUAGUAUUUAAACGUUUAUUACGAACUCGUUUGAAACAGCAACUAUGCUAAGUAACAAUUCGAUCUUUUAUUGCUUCAAUUCCUAGGUCAAGCAUGAACGUGUUUUAUAUGGUUUUUUGCAAAUAUGUUUGAAUUGUGACGCAAAUGUGUUUUUCUUGACUUCAAUGUACAAUGCUAAAAUAUAUAAGAGGUGCUGCACGCCUGCCACUUUAAGCCCCGCAUAUAUUAACAUCAGCCGCGCUCUGCCGCUUAAUAUAAAUGUACAGUCCCAGCUUUACUCUGUUAAACCAUAUAUAGUUCCACGUAACUCAAUUAUUGUAAAAUGUGCAAAAACUUUAGCGUUGUGUUUUUUCUCGUUCAAUUUUUAGGCAAUAAUUUUGUAAUUUUGUGUAAACUUUAAUUUUCUUUAAUUUUUCUCGUUCUUUCACAAAAUAAACUAGAAAGAACUGCU